AUGUUUGUAAAUGUCAGCGAUUGUAAAAAAAUUAAAUGUUUGAAAGUUCGAUGCAAGUUGAAUUUUAGAACGGUUAUGGAAAAGGAUAGUAUCGUGGAAAGGGAAGAAGAGAAACCGGUGACGGAUAAUGCUCAAUCUGACAAAUACAGUCUGGUUGAUUUUAGCCUGGAAGAGGUUGAGGAGGAAAUCCGCCUAGAAAAAAUUCGACAAACAUCACUUAAAUUUUCAUGGGAUUAUUUGUCACAACUUUUACGUCGAAAUCUUAUGGAGAAACGUUUUGUACUUAGUGCUGAUGAUAAAGAGGACUUGAUGCAGGCAGCUGCCGAUAUGAGGAAACACAUGCCAUCGGAUAGUGAUCGUGAUUUAUCUACACAUUUACGGCAUCUUGCUGAAAGCUUAUCAAGUGAUUUCCAAGCUCAUCCAGGAUACUACAAAAUUCGAAAUGCCGAUUUUUCAUUUGAAAUUACUGUUUCUGCUGAUGGCCAACAAAUUACCAGUUGUUCAGUAUCUUGGUUUGGUGAGCGAGCUGUGGAAGCGCAAACACUUCGACUUUACGUUUCUCGUAACAGAUGGGAUCUUGUGCAUACAGCAUUGACAGCAAUGUUUCAUCUUGUUCCAUCAAAUUUGUCAAGAGACGAGAAGAUAUUUUGUUUGCGAUCACUAGAAUAUGCUGAAAAAGAUCUCCUGACCAUGUCCGGAAGUGCUCCUUCAGUUUUUGAACAAAUAAAUGGUGGUAUUUUGGGUCUCUGUAAAUCGCGAACUGAAUCCACUCCAUUUACCAUUUAUCCAUUCGUCGAGCCUGUAAUAUUCCUGGACAUUUCUUCCGGUAGUAUCAUAUCUCCUACUGAUGAGCAAGUGUUGUAUGAUGUGGAGCCAUAUCUUCAAUUAUGCAUCGUCUCUAAUUCAACUCCAAACUUCUUCUCCGAUGCUACACUUUUUGUACAUGGUGAAUGGCGGAAUGCUGUAUCAGGCCGCCAGCUACCGGCUGCGUUUUGUUUGCGGUUUUCAAGACCAAUUAUAUUUUCAUCGGCUGCAAUCAAAAAGCUUUCCAAGAUUGCGUCAGUUCCACUGAAUGUUGAAGGGUCAUACAAUUUGUAUCAGUAUUUAUUGAAUGAAAGUGAGGAAUGCCAUGAUGUUUUUGUUCGUCUACCAGGCUGUUCGACACAGCACUAUAUUUUCGACUAUUCCAUGACAUGUUCGCAGGAAGAUGGCAUUUUAAGACAGAUACCAUUUGCUCAUUUGCAAGAUGUGGUUUUUCUUGUAAGCAUCAUUCGAACACAAUUGGCUCACAACGCUUUUUUCGAAAGCCUUGUAAGAGCACAUAGUCGCAGUGCAUGUGUUGAUGAAAAUUCUGUUGAUAUUCAUAUAGCAUCUUCGUACAUCGACUGUUUUGAUCUUCAGUUCUACUUGAAAAAGAAUCUUUUUAUAGCUCGUGUUGCUGUAUCACCGUCAAACGUUAAUGUUUCACUAGAAUGUGUAAUAAAUGGAGCGGUACUUCCGGAAUCACAGCAUGCCACAGCUAUUCUUGCAAAAAGUUGGUCGCUGGCAGUAAUGAUGCGAAGUGUUUUGCGACGUGGAGGCGCCAUUUCGUUGGCUGCGCUUGAAAAACCAUUUGUGAUGAACGAAAAUGUUGAUAAUAACUGCGACGUUAAAAUAUCACAAUCUUGGUUGUUUGUUCCAAACAUAACGGACAACAGCAUUAACUAUUGCAAAACAGAACACGAAUAUGUGGUGGAUGAACGAAUUAAUCUUAAUUGUUCACGUGAUAACAAUACCUUAGGAAGGCAAUCGCCGCUGUCUCUAUUAGCACUUUUCAAAGAGCUUGAAAAGAUAGAAGAAUUAAUACCACCUCAGAAGCCCAUGAAUGGAGCGCAACAAUGUACGGCACCUCCACGUAACGAAAUGCUUGCGCCACGUACGAGUCGUAUCCAUUCUGAAAAUACGAUGACGAUCAAUGCCUUCUCUGUCCUGGAUGCAAUUUGUGACAUGGCAGCAAGCAUCGAUGAUGGUGAAUCGAAUAUUUCUGAGCACAGUAGUCACUCAUCCACUGUGGAACGUUGUUCACCAUCCACUAAUGAGGCAAGCAUUUUUUUCUUCUGUGCUGGGAAUGACUUAGUUUGUCAAUUUAUUUGGUUUGAUUUUGAUAUUGCUUUGCAGAGCCAAAGGCUCCGGCCACAAAUACCGCCGCAGUCGCCGUCACCAGCUAGCGAACAUUAUCGUGCUUCCCAAGCAGGAAAUUUUUCUCAGCUCUCACCACUUGAUAUUGCGCGUCAACGCCUUGCGCAGCAAGCACCGAUGAGUAAUCCGACAGAUGUUUUUGAAUUUGAUGAUCCACCUCGUAUGAACUCAGCAAGUUCAAUGGGAACAUCAUCUCAACAGUUCCAUUUUUCAGAAGCAGGGCAAAGUCCAUAUCCUUUUGCAGCCAUACAAAGUACCAGAGGUCCAUUGGGUGCUCAGCCGACUUUGAAACGUCGAGGUCGAGGUCGAAAGGCUGGAAAUAUGGGUGAUCGAAUGUUAGAUCCAGGUCGUCCAACUCUUGACCAGAGUACUGGUUUGAUAUUUCGUGGUAUGAAUAUUCCGACGCGCAAGCCUCGAGGAACUUCAACAGCAAGACGUCCUCGAAGACCUCGGAAAGCUGCUCAUAUGCCUGCGUCUCCUGCACAUUCGCAUCAAUUUGCCAUGAAUCGCCCUAUGUUACAACGUUCCUUCUCCGAGAUGCCAGUUUAUCCUUGUCAAAUGCCACCUGUCAGCUUACCACAAGAAAAUCGAUCAGAAGCAUCCGAAUUUGAGAGAACUGAAGAAUCGUCAGAUGAUGAAACUGAUCCACCACCUCCUGUCUGUACUACCGUGAUACCACAAUCAUCAGUUCAACUUGCUGCAAGUGGUAAUACUCCAGUGCCACAAAUAACCACUGUUGGGAAUCUUUCUUCCUCAUCAGCAACAUUAUCACUGGUUAACAAGUCUUCGUCGUUAAAUACCCCUUCAUGUCUUUCAUCGGUUUCAUCGAGUGGUCAAACAGUGGAACUUACGCCUCCUACCAGCCCAUCUCCAACAGCAACUAAUAAUAGUUCAAUGCAGUCAGCAGCACUGCUGGCCCAUAAAGCGCGUAAAGGAAGUCUAGAAGCUGUGGUAGGGAAAUUACACUGCAAAACAGCGCCAGCAAGCAGCAGCAGUUCGACAACAUCAAAUCCAUAUUUAGCCUCUGAUUUAUACGACGAUGAAUCGGAACCAGUUAGUAAACUGCCUGAACCAGCUCUUAUUAAGCGUGAUAGUCCAUCAAUAUCGACAUCAUCCCCCGCUGCACGAAUGUCACCAAAUCUGACAAAGAUUAAUGCGGAACAGCCAGGUUACGGUUCAGAAUUGAAAAUAAUGAUUAAAUUGAAACAGCAAGCAUCCACACGACCAUCUACUGGACCAUCGCAAUCUUCAUCGGGUGGUGUACCAUCGUCUAUGCGCUUGGUUGGUCAGCCGCCUUCGUCAUCAAGAUCAAAGGAAGAGAAAGCAUUAUUACGACAAAAACAAUUGAAAGAGAAAAGUCGAUCCGCAUCGGAUGAACGUGCUCGUAAGACGGGUAAAAGAGAACGUAAAGGCGAACUUAAUAGUAGUAGUAGUAAGAAAAUGAAAUUGGAUCGACCAUCAGGUGAGCAAAAAACAACGACUAUUUCGCCGAAAGUAGAAUUUCCACAAGCACUCGCAUUUGCUAGUCUUAAAAACUUUAAGAUACCAAAGGUAAUGGAAAAUGAAAAAUGUGAAAGCCCGACGCCAACAGCAAAAACAAUACCAGCUGUGGCUACCUCAUCAUCCUCUGGUUCACAUUUAAAUGUUGGCCAAAAUUCGGGUUGUUCAACGGUGCAAGUAGUUCCUUCAACAUCGUUAACAACAACAACAACAGCAACAAUAACAAUGACAGCAGCAACAGCGGCUCCAUCGUCGUCUUCAUCUGCUUUAACAUCUUCGAUAUUUCCACCCAAACCGAAAUCAAUUCUGAAGUCAUCAGCUGAACCACCUCCACCACCACUUUUUCGGGGAAUGGGUGGUAUGCCACCAAUGCUGCCCGGUCGACGACCAUUGCUACCGGAUCCACGAAAUGUGAUGCAUCAUUCACCAAGAAAUCAAUUUAGACCGUUGGUAGCACUACCCCGAAUGAUACCGUCAGUAUUGAGUGGUGCUAAUUUUAUGCCACCACCUUCUUCAUCAGGCCGUUGGAUGGCAUUAGCACCACAACGACAACCAUCACCUAGGAAUUCACCGUCUGAACAAAUCGCUUCCGGUUUGUCUGAUACAGCUGCAGCUAUGUCCAAAAUGCAGGACAGUCCGACGGAGGCUCUGAAAAUUGUUGCCGAUGAGGAGUAA
Cercopithifilaria johnstoni is the source of this 4353-nucleotide messenger RNA. The record is from the annotation of a GenBank genome assembly. NCBI's taxonomy places the organism in Eukaryota, Metazoa, Nematoda, Chromadorea, Rhabditida, Onchocercidae.